This is a messenger RNA of Trichoderma citrinoviride, 1521 nucleotides long. RefSeq names its product FAD-binding domain-containing protein. Lineage: Eukaryota; Fungi; Ascomycota; Sordariomycetes; Hypocreales; Hypocreaceae. The record is from RefSeq and is a predicted model, not a curated record. The coding region runs from base 1 to 1521 and encodes 506 amino acids. The transcript is spliced from 4 exons. Gene Ontology annotation, molecular function: FAD binding.
AUGAAGAACACUCUCAUUGCUGCCUCGACGCUGGCCCUGGCCGGAUAUGUCGAGGCUGUACCCUCAGUUACGCGUGCAGAAGCUCUUUGCUGUAGUGAGUUGGCCCAGUCUCUUCCGGGCACAUUUCACGCUCCCAACAGUACCGCCUACAACACCUUGAUCAACGCUCGGUGGUCAGGCACCUCAGUCCUACACCCAGGCUGUGUUGUGGCCCCCAAGUCCGCCACCGAUGUCUCCAAGGCCAUCAAGAUCAUCUCUAAGAACCAGUGCCAGUUUGCCGUCAGGGGAGGCGGCCACAACGCCAACCCGGGCGCCAACAGCAUUGACGGCGGCGUCUCCAUCGACCUCACAUACCUCAACUCGACUGCGUUGGCGGACGACCGUUCGUACGUCAGCAUCGGCGCGGGCAUCACGUGGGGCGAGGCCUACGACGCCUUCAACAGCAGCAACAUCGGCUUCACGGGCGGCAUCUGCGAGGACGUGAGCGCCGGCGGCGUCAGCCUUGGCGGCGGCCAGUCGCUGUUCCAGCCCAAGCGCGGCUGGGCCAUUGACAACAUCAUCGACUACGAGGUCGUUCUGGGCUCGGGCGAGAUUGUCCAUGCCAACACCACGAGCAACCCAGAUCUGUUCAAGGCGCUCAAGGGCGGAAACACAAACUUCGGCAUCGUGACGCACCUUAAGCUCGAGGCCUUUGACUUUGACGGGCUCUGGGGAGGCGAGGUCUUUGUGAGCCUCAAUGGGCCGCAGGCCACGUACUCGCAGGUGCAGGACCAGAUGAGCCAGGCCAUUGUCGACUUCACGGCCAACAACCACCUCGACACGGACACGGCCGUGCAGCUGAUGACGGUGUAUCUGGCUGGUGGCCAGGGCCAGAUUGUCAACGCGGCGUUUGGCAACACGAUUGGGCAGGAGAAUCCGCCUUCUGUAGAGGCGUUCAUGAACAUGCCCAAUCAGGUGAAGAACGAGGUCGGGCCCAUCAAGCUUGCCGACUUUGUGCACAAGGUCAGCGAGUUCCAGGCCAAGGGAUACCGGCAAGUUACCUCCAGCAUCACCUUCACAAACGACUACGCCACCGUCCGUGAGAUCUGGGACGCGACAGACGCCAUCUACAACGACCUCCCCCAGAAGGACCAGGUCGACUGGAUGAUCUCGUUUAUCCCCCAACCCCAGGUCCAGCAGACUUUUGCUGCGAAAAACGGCGGCAACAGCCUUGGGCUGACCGAUGCCCCUGACCAGAUUGUUGUCUGGCUCACUUCCCGCUGGACCGAUCCCUCCCUCGACCAGAUGAUGUAUGACGCUCGCGACAAGUUCGUCACCGCCACCGAGACCGUCGCCAAAGCUCACGGAACGUACCACCCUUUCCUGUACAUAAACUAUGCCUCUCCCACGCAGAACCCGCUCUGUGGAUAUGGCGCCGAGAGCGUCAAGUUCCUGAAGGCUGCUGCGGCAAAAUAUGAUCCGGAGGGGGUGUUCCAGAAGUUGAUGCCUGGUGGGUUCAAGCUGAGCAAGGUUACUUGCUAG